Messenger RNA from Carcharodon carcharias (great white shark), 781 nucleotides. Its product is annotated as Kv channel-interacting protein 2-like. Gene Ontology annotation, biological process: regulation of potassium ion transmembrane transport. The record is from RefSeq and is a predicted model, not a curated record. Bases 1 to 696 code for a protein of 231 amino acids. Gene Ontology annotation, cellular component: voltage-gated potassium channel complex. Gene Ontology annotation, molecular function: potassium channel regulator activity; calcium ion binding. NCBI's taxonomy places the organism in Eukaryota, Metazoa, Chordata, Chondrichthyes, Lamniformes, Lamnidae. The transcript has 8 exons.
AUGGAAAUCGAUGGACUUGAGAUGAUAGCGGUUCUCGUGGUGCUUGCCCUGUUUGUCAAAGUGCUGGAGCAAUUUGGACUUUUCGAACCAGUGGUCAUUGAAGGAGAUAGCAUUGAGGAUGAAUUUGAGCCUUCCACAGUGUGUCAUCGACCUGAAGGCCUGGAGCAGCUUCAGGGGCAAACAAAGUUCACCAAGAAGGAACUCCAAGUCCUCUAUCGGGGCUUCAAAACUGAGUGUCCCAGUGGUGUUGUUAACGAAGAGACAUUUAAACAGAUUUACUCCCAGUUCUUUCCUCAAGGAGACUCCAGUAUGUAUGCACACUUCCUAUUCAACGCUUUUGACACAGACCACAACGGCUCUGUCAGUUUCGAGAACUUUGUGACAGGUUUAUCUGUGAUUCUCCGUGGGACUAUUGACGACAAACUCAGCUGGGCAUUCAACCUAUAUGAUUUAAACAAAGAUGGCUGCAUAACCAGAGAGGAAAUGUUGGAUAUAAUGAAAUCCAUUUAUGAUAUGAUGGGCAAGUACACGUACCCAACAGUGAGGGAGGAUUCACCACAGGAGCAUGUUGAAACCUUUUUCCAGAAAAUGGACAAGAACCGAGAUGGCGUCGUCACUAUCGAGGAGUUUAUCGAAACCUGUCAAAAGGAUGAAAAUAUCAUGAAGUCAAUGCAGCUUUUCGAGAACGUCAUCUAGAGGUCGGAGGUGGAGCUGAGGUCAACAGUGAGUUGACCUCUGACUCCUUGCCCUCCUUUCUUGGCAGUCAACUUGAUUGAUGGAC